Anopheles stephensi (Asian malaria mosquito) is the source of this 1206-nucleotide messenger RNA. RefSeq names its product muscle-specific protein 20 (gene Mp20). Gene Ontology annotation, molecular function: protein binding. The record is from RefSeq and is a predicted model, not a curated record. The transcript is spliced from 3 exons. Bases 131 to 685 code for a protein of 184 amino acids. NCBI's taxonomy places the organism in Eukaryota, Metazoa, Arthropoda, Insecta, Diptera, Culicidae.
GUUUAAAAGCAAUUCUACUGCCCACAGCAGUCAUCAGUAUACGAGCGACAGCAGCUUAGCGCAGUUUGGUGCGAGGACGUUUAGGAUUUUUCUUCCGAAAGCAUAAACACACAGUUAGUGCGCAAUAGCAAUGGCUUUGGAGCGUCAAGUUCGUGCUAAGAUCGCUGGCAAGCGUGACCUGGAGAAGGAUAAGGAAGCUCAGUACUGGGUCGAGGAGGUGCUCGGUGAGAAGUUCCCGGCCGGUGUCCUGUACGAGGAUGCUCUCCGCGACGGACUGAUCCUGUGCAAGUUGAUCAACAAGCUGGAACCGGGAGCAGUGGCGAAGAUCAACACAUCCGGUGGACAGUUCAAGAUGAUGGAGAACAUCAACCUGUUCCAGCAGGCGAUCAAGAAGUACGGAGUUCCUGAUCUGGACGUCUUCCAAACGGUGGACCUGUACGAGAAGAAGGACAUAGCGCAAGUAACCAGCACAAUCUUCGCCCUUGGACGAGCGUGCUACAAACAUCCAGAAUUCAAAGGACCGUUCCUGGGCCCGAAACCGGCCGACGAGUGCAAGCGUAACUUCACCGACGAGCAGCUGAACGCGGGUCAGGCCAUCAUUGGACUGCAGGCGGGCACGAACAAGGGUGCGUCCCAGGCUGGCCAGAACAUUGGCGCCGGUCGUAAAAUUAUUCUCGGCAAGUAAGCGCCACCAGUGUACGAGGCGGUACGAGCACCGGUCCGGAAAUGUGUACAAACGCCAUCCUACACCACCAACAAGCACACAUACAUACAUACACGCACACGAGCACACGAAGAAUCCCGCGACCUACAUUAAAAUGUACUCCCCGGUUUUACACUACAACGCCACCACCACGACCAACACCACACCAAACAUCCACCACUAUGCGAGUGUGUAAGAUAUAGUAGGACGGAGGAGGAGCAGAUGUUGAAGUUGAAGAUGAUAAGGUAGUAGAACGUGCGAGAAGGAACCUGGCGAUCUUCCGGGUUCCGGGACUGUUGACCAGAACUGGUAUUACUGAUACGGCGUACGGCUUUAUACACCUUGAGUUUUUUGUAUAAUUUAACUUCCCCCAUUUUCAGCUUGUCCCAUAGCGGGGCGGAACAGUGACCUCGUGGGGAGGAAAUCGGUACUUUUUUUGUAAGAGGAAAUUCGUUGAUAAUUUAUCUGUAAUAAAAUUAACUACUAUUUCGUAAAAAACGGCA